Messenger RNA from Pocillopora damicornis (cauliflower coral), 1312 nucleotides. RefSeq names its product putative skeletal organic matrix protein 5. The record is from RefSeq and is a predicted model, not a curated record. Lineage: Eukaryota; Metazoa; Cnidaria; Anthozoa; Scleractinia; Pocilloporidae.
AUCCGUCAUGUCUGCUGAUUUUAAGCGCCAUUUCAUUUUGGUUUUCCUUUCGUCGAUCCUCACAUACGCCCAAUGUUCUGCUGCGUAACUACUAAAACGCUACAUCAGUGGCUUGAGUAGAUGGCAAGACGAGUAAAUCCAGAGAAAUUGGACCAGCAAAGAGUAAGUUAUUAUUAAUAAUUUAAAUAUCUAAUUCAUUGCUCUCAUUCUAGAAAUAAACGCACUGGAAGAAGAUUGGUUCCCUUCUGACAAGACAUUUAAACAGCGUCUGUUUUCAAAAGAUGAACUCCAUUUUCUGAACGUAGCUCGAGUUGGAAUGUUUACUUUGUACAACCAGUUGGAUUGCCUAUUUCAAUGUGUAAGAAAUACAUUGUGCCUUUCAAUAAACAUGGCUGCCUCCAAAGAAGCAGAUGGAAGGUUUUGGUGUGAAUUGUUGUCCUCUGAUAAGUACAGAGACGCUGAGAACUACAAAGAAAACACGAGUUCACAUCAUUUGUCUAUUCUGUCUCCUUGUUCUUCUUCACCAUGUCAAAACGGAGGAACCUGCAUCCCGAAUUAUAAAUACACUACUUGCCAAUGUCUCUGUGAACAAGGUUUCCUGGGAGAAUUUUGCGAGAAAGCUAUUACGUCCUGCAAGGAGCUCUAUGACUUAAAUAGCUCUAAUGUGAGUGAACUGGUAACCCUCCGCCUGGACUCCAAAGCAAUCUCCGUUCUCUGCCACAUGGGAGAUUUUGGAUGUGGAAAUGGAGGAUGGACACCGGUCAUGAAGAUUGACGGCACUAAGGGCACCUUUCAUUACAACAGCCCGUACUGGAGCAAUAAAAUUGAAUACAACCUCCCCGGAGGGGAGUCUGGGUUUGAUUCACGGGAGACAAAGUUAUCGACUUACUGGAACACAUCCUUCUCCAAGAUCUGCCUCGGUAUGAAGAUCGGACAACAUCUCAGGUUCACUGUCAUUAACAAGCAGGCCGACUCUCUGUACUCACUGAUCGCUGACGGUCAAUACCGUGCCAUCUCACUUGGUCGAGAAACGUGGAAAAACCUGAUUGGUUCAAUUGCCUCCUUACAGUUAAAUUGUAACAGGGAAGGAUUCAAUACUGUUGAUGUUAACCGUAUUGAUGUUUACCAUUCUGAAGCAAGAAUUGGCAUCGUUGCUAACCAGGAGAAUGAUUGUAAGACCUGUGACUCAAGGAUAGGGUUCGGUACAGGGGGAUAUUUUGAAGACGCCGUGGCGUGUGGUAAUGUGGCAUAUGUGGGAGGAGAUAAUGGAAACAGGCGUACUCCGGCCAUGGGGUACAUCCUAGUGCAGUAA